Messenger RNA from Nymphaea colorata (pocket water lily), 1968 nucleotides. RefSeq names its product putative pentatricopeptide repeat-containing protein At1g12700, mitochondrial. The record is from RefSeq and is a predicted model, not a curated record. NCBI's taxonomy places the organism in Eukaryota, Viridiplantae, Streptophyta, Magnoliopsida, Nymphaeales, Nymphaeaceae. Gene Ontology annotation, molecular function: protein binding. The coding region runs from base 33 to 1643 and encodes 536 amino acids. The transcript is spliced from 2 exons.
UCUCUCUCCCCCUCCCGCCCCGCCCCCUCUCCAUGAGCUCUGUAUCUCCUUCUUCGCUAGCCUUCCCGCUCUCUCAUCAUCAUCUUGCCAAAUCCCAACCAGUUAAUUCACUUUCUCUAUCUACACCAGUUUCAUCAUCAUCGUCGUCGUCGCCGUCAUCCUCAUCAUCUUCGUCCUCGUCUUCUCACAGUGUCUCACUGCUCCCUGUAACCAUUUCCUUGUUUAUUAAGAAGAAUGGCACGUCUCCCUCCCUAUCUUCCUUCAAUAAGUUCCUUUUCUCCGUUCUUAAUUCCGAAGACCCAUUUUCCGCCGAGCUGCUCUUCUCCUCCAUCUCCAAUUUCAACCUCUCCCCCAAUUCUCAGACCUUCUGUAUGAUGAUUCGGUUCUUCUGCACGACCAACAGGCUUGAUGAGGCUAAGAACCUCCUGAAGGCCAUGGUGGUUUCUGGACUUGUCCCUACAGUUAACAGCUUCACGAUUUUGAUCAGUGAGCUUUGUAAGAGAGGAAGAAUCAAGCACGCCAUUGACGUCUUCAAGGUCAUGAAGCGUACAGGUACAGAACCCACCAUUCUUAUCUACAACUGCUUGAUUUCUGGCCUCUGUUUAGUUGGUAGAGUAGAAGAAGCCUGUGCCCUCUUGAUGAAACUCAAAGAAAAACCCGAAUUCGUUGAUGUUUAUACUUUUACCGGCGUCAUUGAUGGAUUAUGCAAAGUGGGUCGAUCGGAUGAAGCCAUGGAAAUAUUCCAGGAGGCGGCGAGGAUGGGGAUUAGGCCGACUGUCGUCACCUAUAAUGCACUGUUUAAUGGGUAUUGCAGGGAAGGAAGGCCUUUGGAAGGGGUUGUGAUCUUGAGGAAAAUGGCAGAAACAGGGAGGAAGCCGGAUUUUGUUAGUUACAGUACUUUACUCCAUGGACUCUUGAAAUGGAAUCAGAUUACGGUUGCAAUUAGUAUUUAUAAUGAAAUGGUAGAAAUUGGAUUUGAUGUAGAUGAGAGAACUAUGAAUACGUAUGUCAGGAAGGUCUGUAAGUAUUCCUUGAGUGAUGAGUCGGUGUUGGUUGAGGCUAAGAAAAUGUUCAAAAAGAUCAAGGACAUGGGUUAUGUUCCAUCCCCAUAUACAUAUUCUACGGUGAUCCAUGCUCUCUCAGUUGGAGGAGAGGUGGAUGCGGCGCUGGAGAACAUGUACGAGAUGAUUGGACAUGGCUAUCAUCUAAGAACACUGACAUAUAAUACAGUUAUUCGUGGUUUAUGUAACAACGGUAGAGUCGAUGAUGCAUUGAGUGUUAUGAAUUUGAUGAUCAGAAGCCGUAUUAUAUUAGAUGGAUCUUCGUACAUUCCAUUAAUAACUGAAUUGAAUAGACAGGGAAGGAUAUUGGAUGCAGGUAGGCUGUAUGCAAGCUCCUUGAAGCAAGGCAUGGUUGGUCGGUGGGUACCGAGAGUGGAAACGUUGGCGGAAGAUGAUGAGGUUAAUGGGGAUCUUGUGGUCCAAGAAAUGCAAUGUGCUUCUUCAGGAUUCAGCUUCGGGUCAAUAUUGACAACACAGAUGACUACUGUUUCAGCUUCCAUUAACAGGAGUAUGUGCUUAGAAAAGAUUCAUGCUUUGUCAAGGGCUCCAAAAGCUUCUUGGCUUAUAGGGUUCUUGUUGUAAAAUGUUAAAUAUCAGUACCUCUAAGACAUUAUGUCCGAGGGAGUUGGUGCAACAGUUGGGGCUGGGGUUAAUAGGCGGCCAACUCUUGUUUUGAAUUCUUAGAGCAUCAACUCUUUUGUACCGCAAAUGGAACCUUGACAGCAAGUUAAAGUGUAGUUGGGCCAAUGUCUCCAGUACUCAGGAGGACAAAGGGUUGGGUGGGGUCUUUAUUUCAUUUGGGUGGUAGGAUGAAUACUCAUUGUAAAUAUUUGUAAGAAUCCGCUGCGUAAGAAUUGAGAGUAUCCAACUGAAUGAAGUUAAACAAAUUCUGCAGGUUUAUUUUUUA